This is a messenger RNA of Lolium perenne, 1501 nucleotides long. RefSeq names its product protein PHOSPHATE-INDUCED 1-like. NCBI's taxonomy places the organism in Eukaryota, Viridiplantae, Streptophyta, Magnoliopsida, Poales, Poaceae. The record is from RefSeq and is a predicted model, not a curated record.
UAAAAGAAAACUAUAGGUUAACUGACAUUCCGGCAAAAUCGCUGGCCACCGCUAGACUGCAACUUCCGUUCCGGACAUCAGAAGACACAGAAGAUUCUUGAGUGAAAUUAACCUUGCAUCGAUCUUUAUGUGCCAAUGCAGCCAUCUCGUACUUGCAAUGCACAAAACCACUAGAGUAAAGAUUGCCCGCUGCUUCGCCUACAAGGAUGCUGCUCGAUCUGAUCAUCUGACUCUGAUCGCAAAUAAAGUCAAUUUUAAGUUUUUAACACACUAGAAAUAGCCUGCUCGUCGCAUGUUUAUCAUCACACAUCUUACUUGGAUUUCAUUCAUCUAAGAGACAGGUCCAUAGAUAGAUGGAGUCAGCUCCGAGCGGCUUCAAUCUCCGAGACCAUGUUCUGGUUGUGUUCGUGCUAGCUCUACUGAGCUUGGCACACCACUCCAUGGGAGCAAGGAGGCUCAUGGAGCUGUACGAGCCCGAAUCCAGCGAGCGCCUCACGUACCACAACGGCACCGUGCUGAGCGGCGACAUCCCCGUGUCCAUCCUCUGGUACGGGAACUUCACGGCGGCGCAGAAGGACAUCGUCUCCGACUUCCUUUUCUCUCUCGCCGCCGCGCCGGGAGCGUACCCCUCCCCUUCCGUGCCGCAGUGGUGGAGCAGUAUCGUCCAACUGUACCACUCCAAGGUGAAGGCCGUCGGCAAGAAGGGAGCCGAGAAGACGCGGGUGUUCCUCUCCGGCAACUUCUCCGACGAGGGGUGCUCGCUGGGACGGAGCCUGACACUGUCCCAGCUCCCGGCGCUGGCGUCAGCGGCGAAGCCCGCGAAAGGCGGCGUCGCGCUGGUGCUCACGGCGCAGGACGUGGCCGUGGAAGGGUUCUGCAUGAGCCGGUGCGGCAUGCACGGGUCGGACGCCAAGGCCGGCACCACCUACGUGUGGGUCGGCAACUCGGCGGCGCAGUGCCCCGCCCAGUGCGCGUGGCCGUUCAAGGAGGAGGAUCCGGCGGUGGUGCCGCCGAACGGCGACCUGGGCAUGGACGGCCUCGUGAUCAACGUGGCCAGCAUGCUCGCUGGCGCGGUGACCAACCCGUUCGGCGACGGGUUCUACCAGGGAGAACGCCAGGCGCCGCUGGAGGCCGCGACGGCGUGCCAGGGGGUAUACGGUACCGGCGCGUACCCCGGGAACGCCGGCAAGCUAUUGAUUGAUAAGGUGACCGGAGCGAGCUACAACGCCAACGGGGCGCGCGGGAGGAAGUGCCUGCUGCCUGCGCUGUUCGACCCCUUGACGUCCGGGUGUGCCACGCUGGUUUGAAGAGAACGCGUGAUUCUUUUCAGUACGAAGUACGAACCUACCUGGGGGAAUGGAAUCUGGAAACUAUCUUCAAAAGUGUGUGUGUUGUACGAUGUCUUACAUGAUGGUUAAUGUAAUGAUUUGCUUUUCCCAACGGAAAUAUUGUAAUUGCAAGUCAUGUAAGUUGCACAUCACAAAAAUAUGAAAUUGCAUGA